Messenger RNA from Achroia grisella, 2958 nucleotides. RefSeq names its product glycogen-binding subunit 76A (gene Gbs-76A). Gene Ontology annotation, molecular function: protein phosphatase 1 binding; glycogen binding. The record is from RefSeq and is a predicted model, not a curated record. The coding region runs from base 155 to 1798 and encodes 547 amino acids. Gene Ontology annotation, biological process: regulation of glycogen biosynthetic process. Gene Ontology annotation, cellular component: protein phosphatase type 1 complex. Lineage: Eukaryota; Metazoa; Arthropoda; Insecta; Lepidoptera; Pyralidae. The transcript is spliced from 2 exons.
CUGCGCGCGCAUCAGUUAGAGGCAUCCUAUCGCGACACACUCUCGACUCUAGCGCACUGAGCAAGUAAACAGUCAUCUCCGUGUAUAUACUUACAGCUGUACGACACGGUUUUAUAAAAAAUAUAGUUUUCAUUAAUUGUGAUGCCAACUGUGGAUGUGUGUUAACGAUGAAAUGGAUUUGCGGACGCAGAUGAGUAAUGAUCACUCUGUGUCACAGUGUGGAUUGACAUCUUUGCUGCCGAUGUCGUGUCGCGGUCGCGCCGUUGCCUUUGCGCGCGAUCUACAUUCACGGCUUCGCAACCUAGGUGGUGGACAUGAUGAGCACUGCGAGAAUAACUGGCUCUCUGGUGAUAACACAGCACAUCGGCCCACCACUUCUACCCAACGUGAUCACGAUACCUUUUAUGAUUUUGAACUCGAGUGCGAGAGUCCUUCCAGUCCAGUCGACGAAUAUGAUCCUCCUUUUCCUGAACAGUCAUCAGUCAGAUCUACUAAUGACGAGGAACAACCAUUUUAUGAUGUGGACUCAGAAACUAAUAUUAAAGAACAGAUGAAACUCGUGUUACACCAUCCCGAUAAAAUUCAAAAUGGGUUCAAAUUCUCCACCGUAUUUUUUACAGAAUCUCCAGUUAAACUGCAACAGUCGCCACGUGAGAAUGGUCAUGCAGAUAAACGUCUUUUCUCUCCUAUCACAUUUGAAGAUUGUGGGCAACAUAAUAGUUUUGAUAAAAUAAAUUACGUAGGAAAGGCUUCUCCAACAGUAGGAAUUGAUCGAUUAAGUUUACCAGAACAACUUAGUGUUAACUUAGAUAGUGAUUCAGAAUUUGAAUCGGCCAGAAGCGAUCCAUCAGAUUGUAUUGAGGAAGUUUUCCACAUUGAUAAAUAUUUGAACAACGACGUGAUAGAAGAAGACUUAUCAGUCACAGAAAUCGAAUAUCCAAACGAAAGCGAUAUAUUAAUAGAAACGAACGAAGCUGAACUGCCGUCGAAGCCUGUAGAAAUCAUAACCAGUGAAGUUCCUAUUGAAAAAGAAAUAUCACCCGCGCCUGAAAUUGAACCGAGACUUUUGAGCGCGGAAAUAAAAGAUGAAGAUAAUGAUGAUGUAGAAGACGAUAGACCACAAAGAGUUCGUCGUUGUUCUUCCUUAAAAACUGGUAAAACACCACCUGGUACACCUGGUCGUAAAAAAAUCGUACGAUUUGCUGAUGUUCUAGGACUUGAUUUAGCGGAUGUUAAAACAUUUAUGGAUGAAAUUCCUGUCAUUCCAAAAUCAGCUUAUGACGAUCUCACUGGUUGUGAUAUGCAAAAUUCUCCUCCGGUACGAAGUCCGUUACGACUUGGUACCUUAACAUUGGUUCCUCUUUUCCAACUAGCUCGCGAUGUCGCGGAUAAACUUGAAAUAUUUAAUGUGUGUUUAGAAAGUGCGCGAGUCUGCGAUGGUGUUCAUGUAACCGUAUGUGGUUCGGUACGGGUACGCAACUUGGACUUUCAUAAAACCGUACAUAUCCGUUAUACAAUGAACAGAUGGAUAACGUACACGGACUUACAGACUUCAUAUGUACAGGGAUCCUGUGAUGGAUAUUCGGACCGAUUUCAGUUUGUUUUAUAUGCACCUUCUAUAUCAUCGGGUCAAAGGUUGGAACUCGCUGUUAGAUUUCAGUGCAAAGGCCAGCAAUUUUGGGACAAUAACAGCGGAGCUAAUUAUUGUUUUGAUUGCCUAGCACUAGGUUUAAUGCCUUUGCAAGCGUCUCCUGGGCCACUGCAUCCGACGGUAGACUGGCACCCGUCGUUCUACUGACGUUGCAUGGGCUGAGCCCAGAGGAGAGAUAUGUCAGUAUCGGAACGGCGAUGGCAAAAGAAUGAAAGCCUCCAAAUCCUGUGAUUUGAUGAGGGGAGCGCAUGUAGCGUUGCUCACUGCUGACACCCGUUGCUAGUCACAUUCCUGUGCCCAUUGCGGUAGCGAUCUGUUCGAACGCGAGCGCGGAGUCCUGUAUUAAUGAGGCUUAUAAGUGGUAAAGCGUUUUUGUGAUAUAAAGUAGAUUAGGUGUAGAUAGUAACACAACGAAGUUGCAUCUCGUUCUAGAGUGCCAUUAAAAAUAACGACAUCUCGAUGUAAUAUCUAUUUUUGGAAGUUUUGGUUUUAGAAUCUUGUUGAAUGUCGUAGAACAACCUUGUAGGACAAUAAAUUUAAAUGUAAUGCGGUGCAGCACCUCUGACACACUGGCGAUAUUGGUUUCAGCGCACACCGCGCUAGAAUGACUUUGGUGACUGCAAAGCGAAUGGAUGCCUUCAUUGUUCCUUUGUAUAAAGCGAUAUGAAAGAUAUAUGAAUGAUAUUAAUAUUUUAAUACAUUUUUUACAGAACCUAUUAGCCUUAUAAGGUCUAUAUCGAAAUAUUGUAUGCUAUAGCAUCAUUUAGUUAGCGAGAUUUUAUUCACAUUAACGUCUUUAUGAAGUGUAGAUAAUAUCAGUAAUUUAUGAAUAUUUGUCGUGACAUUCUUUGUUACAUUAUUGUGAUGUUCUUAAACUGAUGUUAAACUGUAAAUUGAGUCACGAUUAAUAUUUGUAUAUAGGUCAGGACCUUCAAAGCCCAAAAAAUACCGUCUAUUUACUGUUUUUAUAUUAUAUAACGGUAUCAAUGUUAUGAGCCUGAAAUAUUUAGAAUUUAUAUUUUUAUAAUUAUGAAAUGAAGUCAUGACACACUUCCCUAAGCAGAACUGAUAAUGAUUAUUGUUAAUUCGAUUUUGAGAUUUUUAUCAACAAGACUAUUAGGAAUUAUAAAAUAAAUUAUUUUUACUUCUAAGCAAUAUAUUUAUUAAGUCUUUUUUAUUUUAUAUUAUGUACCUGAAUUCUUUAAAAAGUGGCCAUAUUAAUUUUACUGUAUGAAUGGCAGUUUUACAAUUUUCCUAUAAUAUUAUUAUUAUUUGACAUCUGUUUAAUAAAUAAUUAUCUACCUAAU